Messenger RNA from Striga asiatica, 1560 nucleotides. The record is from the annotation of a GenBank genome assembly. NCBI's taxonomy places the organism in Eukaryota, Viridiplantae, Streptophyta, Magnoliopsida, Lamiales, Orobanchaceae.
CAGGGCAUUUUUUUUUUUUUUUUUCUUAAAAAAUUUCCCAUUUGUUUCUCUCUCUGGACUCUCUCCCAUCUCUCUCUAUAUAUUCCCACCGCAUUUGACCGCCGUACAAUUGUCGCAGAUCACCACAGCCCCUUUGGCCGUCUGCCUUCAAAAUCAAAAAGCAGGGACCUUUCUCUUUCACUACCCCUUUUCCUCUUAUCUCCUCUGCAGAUAUAUUUUGGGUCAGCUUUAAUGGCUGCGUACAUGCUUAAACAUCUUCAUUUGCGCGCAUAAACGCCGUGUUCUUGGACUUGGGCUGUAGCUAUCCUUUAGCCCCCAUUUGUGCUUCCCCAAAUCUAGAUAAUUCGUUUUGAUCUGAAGGCUGAUAUUGUCUCGUCAACCAAUCUUGAACUGGGGGCCGUUUGUCAGUGACAUCUCUACUAAUGGAUCUCAAUGGUCACGGACGAAGUAGACUAAAGAAUCUUGCUGUGUAUCAAAAUGGUGAGUUAAGCACUUCGAGUGAAGAUGACCAUGAUCCAUGGACUGCUUGGGCCUAUAAACCUCACACUGUGACAUUUUUACUUAUUGGAGCAUGUUUUCUUGUGGGUGUAUGGGCAAUGAUUGCUGUGUUCCUUUCCUAUUGCUUGUUACAAGCUCCUUCUACAGUGCUUAUCCGUCCACAUCCUGCCAUUUGGCGCCUUGUUCAUGGAAUGGCUGUCAUUUAUCUUGUUGCACUAACAUUUCUCCUUUUCCAGUAUUUUUCUGAUGCACUUUCUAAAUUUUCCCCUUUCCAGAAGCGUGACGAUGCUCGGCAGUUCAUGAGAUUCCUGCAUCCUGAUCUUGGUGUUGAGCUUCCUGAGAGAUCUUAUGGCUCUGAUUGUCGAAUAUAUGUGCCUGAAAAUCUCACGAGCAGGUUUAAGAAUGUUUAUGAUAUACUGUUUGAUGAAUUUGUUCUGGCACACAUUCUUGGAUGGUGGGGAAAAGCUAUAAUGAUUCGUAACCAGCCAUUGCUGUGGGUGCUUUCGAUUGGCUUUGAGUUAAUGGAGGUGAAAAGAACAUUGGGGCAAUUUACACCUUCGAGGUGGGAUAAAGAUGAGUGGCACCCACUUCUUGGCCCGUUUCGAUUUAUUCAAGUUCUCAGUCUCUGCAUUAUUUUCUUAACUGUGGAACUCAACACCUUCUUUCUCAAAUUCUGCCUUUGGAUUCCUCCUAGAAACCCACUCAUCGUUUAUAGGUUAAUUUUGUGGUGGCUUAUAGCGAUACCCACAAUUCGCGAGUACAAUUCGUACUUGCAAGACAGAAAACCGGUGAAGAAAGUCGGAGCAUUUUGCUGGCUUUCUCUUGCUAUCUGCAUUGUUGAGCUCCUUAUUUGUAUUAAGUUUGGACACGGAUUAUUCCCUAUUUCAAUGCCCAGUUGGUUGGUCGUGUUUUGGACGUGUGCUGGGCUUGGGAUAGUGAGUUUCUUGGUUGUGUGGUCAUGGCAACUGCACAGAUCACUAAAGAGAAAGCUGCAAUAGUAUAGCUUUCUUCGACUGCUUGCUUGUCGGUGAACCACUGUGUUAGCUCCUCCCUCGCGUCUUC